This is a messenger RNA of Emiliania huxleyi CCMP1516, 888 nucleotides long. RefSeq lists its product as hypothetical. The transcript has 3 exons. The record is from RefSeq and is a predicted model, not a curated record. Lineage: Eukaryota; Haptophyta; Isochrysidales; Noelaerhabdaceae. The coding region runs from base 1 to 888 and encodes 295 amino acids.
AUGACCUGCCCCCGAGUCCACCGCCAGUUUCGGCAGCCGGGGUCGGGCGCGCUGCCGCCGCUCCUGUGGACGUUUCCGGGCUCGGGAAACACCUGGCUGCGGCUGCUGCUCGACUUUGCCACGGGCACCUACACGGGCUCCGUCUACUCGGACGUCUCGCUGCUUCCGCUGCUGCCGGGGGAGGGCACUUGCGACUCGCGCGCGCUCGCGGUCAAGGCGCACCCGACCAACGUCGACUUUCACGACUUUGUGCGCACGCCAGGCGAGCCGGGCUUCCGGCUCAACGUGACGCGGAAGCCCGCCUACCUCAAGUGCGCCCCGCUCCGCUUUGACGCGCUCGUGAUGCUCACGCGUGACCCGUACGCCUCCAUCUGGGCCGAGUACAAGCGGGCGCUCGCCUACGCGGAGGGCGUCGGCCGGGCGCCUGUCGUGGCCACGUCCUCGUGCCGCGCCGCGCUCCGCUCGCAGCACCUGCACUCGGGCGGUCUACCAGCUGCGUGCUUCAACGCGACCCACUUUUCGACCUUCGCGCUGCACCAGGCGCGCGCAUGGCGGCACAUGUGGUACCACUACCGCAAGGCGGCCGCGCUCGGCCUGCGGGUGCACAGGCUGGCGUACGAAAACCUGCUCGAGCCGCGCGGCCGGCUCGGCGCGCUCGCGCGGCUGGUCGAGUUUGCGGACGACCCGCGCGUGCACCGCGGGCGGCAUCAGCGCGACGGGAGCCCGCAGCUGGCCUCGGCGGCGUCCGCGUAUGCGAGCAGCGGGCUGGUGUGCGACAUGUGGCACCUCUUCGGCGCCAAGGCCAAGGCCGCCGGCUACCGGCCUUUUGGGAAGGAGCGGUGUGGCGUGGCGCACGGCAAGCGAAGCAAGCGCAACAAUGCUGGUUGA